AUGGAGGGCAAGGACGCCGAAGUAGAGCAGAUUGCAGAGGAGACGGAAGCCGAGAUUCCCGAGGAGAUCCCUGCCAUGAAGGCCAAAGAAGUCCUUUACUGUGGUGUCUGUGGCCUGCCUGCCGAGUACUGCGAAUUCGGACCUGACUUUAAUCGAUGCAAGCCGUGGCUGAUCGAGCACUGCCCCGAGAUCUACCCUUCGCUGAUCAAGAAGGAAGGCGAGGAAGGCGAGGAGAAGGAAGGAGAAGGGGAAGAGGAAGAGAAGAAGAAGUCCAAGCGUGGCGGCAAGGGAGUGGUGAAGGCCGACAAGGGACCCCAGAAGGGAGGCAAGGACGCCGAGUUGACCAUCACCACGAGCCAGAAGAAGGGCAAGAAGAUCGUCACCACGGUCUCUGGCCUCAAGGGAUACGGCGUCAACCUCAAGGACGCAGCGAGUGUGUUCAAGAAGAAGUUUGCGUCGGGCGCGUCAGUCACGAAGGAGGGUGACGUGGACAUUCAGGGUGAUCUGAGCCGCGAAGUCAAACAGCUUAUCGUGGAGAAUGCCGAGUGGAACAUCCCGCGAAAGUCGAUCAAGAUCGUGGAGUCCACCAAGAAGCGACACUGA
Acanthamoeba castellanii str. Neff is the source of this 603-nucleotide messenger RNA. RefSeq names its product eukaryotic translation initiation factor SUI1 family protein. Gene Ontology annotation, biological process: translation reinitiation; formation of translation preinitiation complex. Gene Ontology annotation, molecular function: mRNA binding; translation initiation factor activity. The transcript is spliced from 8 exons. Lineage: Eukaryota; Discosea; Longamoebia; Acanthamoebidae. The record is from RefSeq and is a predicted model, not a curated record. The coding region runs from base 1 to 603 and encodes 200 amino acids.